AUGGAGGUGGAGGAGGAGGGAAGACGCUCUCCACACAAUCGUGGGGACCCGUGUGUUCCCGAAAGCUUCUUUGAUCGCGUAACGCAAGCGUUGCGCGGCGAUCUCGAACAUGAGCGGGACAGGCGUCUCCAACUGGCGGACGCUGUAUCGAAGCAUCGAGCUGAGUUUGCCUUUGCUCAGCUGGAGAACGAGAGAGCUCUGACAUCUCUUCGUGACGAGCUAAGGAUAGCUCGUGGGAUUGUUGAUCGGUCUCGGGAUGAGAUAACCGCUCUUCAGACCCUUGUCGAUGCCAACCAUCGGGAGCACAAGUCUCUCUGCGAGAUGCUUGAGCGCAAGGGCGUUCUUCAUCGGAAGAAGCAGCGUACUGAUGGCACGGCUUAA
Peronospora matthiolae is the source of this 381-nucleotide messenger RNA. Lineage: Eukaryota; Oomycota; Peronosporomycetes; Peronosporales; Peronosporaceae. The record is from the annotation of a GenBank genome assembly.